AUGGGAAAAAGGAAGAACAAGGAAGAAAUCAAAAAGUUGUUGGAAUUAAACAGCAGAAUCCAACAGCUCAACAGGGAUGCUGCUGCACUUGAUUCAGAGAUAUUUAAGAAUGAAACAGCUUACCUGACAAUGACAAAGGGGAUGCCAAUAACACAGGACUGUGAGUACUACAUAAAUGGGAAGAUUGACCGUAAAACAGAAGAAAUCAGUAACAAAACCAGAAUAUUCAAUACCAGCUAUCCAGGGUGUAAUGAUAUUUAA
Molecule: messenger RNA, 261 nt
Organism: Enterospora canceri
Lineage: Eukaryota; Fungi; Microsporidia; Enterocytozoonidae
Source: the annotation of a GenBank genome assembly